Messenger RNA from Perca fluviatilis (European perch), 4721 nucleotides. Its product is annotated as serine/threonine-protein kinase/endoribonuclease IRE1-like. Gene Ontology annotation, molecular function: protein serine/threonine kinase activity; ATP binding; RNA endonuclease activity. NCBI's taxonomy places the organism in Eukaryota, Metazoa, Chordata, Actinopteri, Perciformes, Percidae. Gene Ontology annotation, biological process: intrinsic apoptotic signaling pathway in response to endoplasmic reticulum stress; IRE1-mediated unfolded protein response; mRNA processing. Gene Ontology annotation, cellular component: IRE1-TRAF2-ASK1 complex. The record is from RefSeq and is a predicted model, not a curated record. The transcript has 22 exons. Bases 192 to 3500 code for a protein of 1102 amino acids.
CCCACGAUUUUAAUUCCAGGAAGAAGCGGAUCCAACGUUGUAUCCACCGCUGCUGCCUGGCUCUGUGCCUUCAACGUUACAGCGUUGAUUUAAAAUAAUUUCAUAAUCUCUGGUUGAGAGCCCAAACACGUUUUCUAUGUAGUCAACGGCCGUCAGGACCAGCUGUCUAUCCCGGUUUGAGACCAGAAAAUAUGGACUGGACAGUGAGCAGUCGGGCCCUGUUGUGGUGCAUUUUGGCGUUGCUUUGCUGCGCUGGUCUCCCACAAAAGGGGGUUUGCAGCGCCAGCACAGUUUCCCUUCCUGAAAGCCUGCUCUUUGUGUCCACCCUGGAUGGAAACCUGCAUGCUGUUAGCAAGAAAUCCGGCUCGAUCAAAUGGACUUUGAAAGAAGAUCCAGUUCUUCAGGUCCCCACACAUGUGGCAGAGCCAGCCUUUCUGCCUGACCCCAACGAUGGCAGUCUGUACUCUCUGGGAGGAAAAAACAACGAAGGCCUCACAAAAUUACCGUUCACUAUCCCUGAGUUGGUCCAAGCUUCUCCCUGUCGCAGCUCUGAUGGCGUCCUUUACAUGGGUAAGAAGCAGGACUUGUGGUAUGUGGUGGACCUGUUGACUGGUGAGAAGCAGCAGACCCUGACUUCCUCCUUUGCUGAGAUGCUGUGUCCAUCUUCAUCUCUUCUCUAUUUGGGACGCACAGAGUACACCAUCACCAUGUAUGACACCAAGAGCAGAGAGCUGCGCUGGAAUGCCACCUAUUCUGAUUAUGCCUCCACCCUUCCUGACGAUGACACCAAAUACAAAAUGGCUCAUUUUGUGUCUAAUGGUGACGGCCUCGUGGUGACGGUGGACAGCGAAUCAGGAGACGUUCAGUGGGUGCAGAACUAUAACUCUCCAGUGGUGGCCAUGUAUAUCUGGCAGCGUGAGGGCCUCCGCAAAGUUCCCCACACUAAUGUGGCCGUGGAAACCCUGCGUUACCUCACUUUCAUGUCUGGAGAGGUCGGCCGCAUCACACAGUGGAAAUACCCAUUUCCCAAAGAGAAUAAGCCCAAGAACAAAUUCCUGGCCACAUUAUAUGUCGGCAAAUACUCCACCAGUCUAUAUGCCUCUCCCUCCCUGGUGCACGAUGGAGUCACUGUGGUGCCUCGUGGCAGCACCUUCCCCAUGCUGGAGGGUCCGCAAAGCCAGGAGACUGAAGAGGACAAGGAGUGCGUCAUCACACCCAGCACCAGUGUCAAGUUCAACGCUGCGCUCCGGGAGCGAAACCGUAUCAACUUUAUGAGGAACUACCUGCUCCUUAUAGGUCAUCAUGAGACGCCCCUUGAAGCUCACACCAAGAUCCUGGAGAAGUUCCCGGACAGCUUCCCUCGCAGUCAAGGCAAUGUCAUUCCACCGACUACUGACAAGAAAGUUGAGGAGAAGGUGAAUGAUAGUGGUAUGGAUGAUGGCCCCCCUUCUCCGCUGCCUGAAACAUCUAUCCAAGAACCUGGGACCAGCAGUCGCACUGUGCGUCCAGAGGCACCUGUGGACUCUAUGCUCAAAGACAUGGCCACCAUCAUCUUCUCCACUUUCCUCCUGGCUGGCUGGGUGGCCUUCGUGAUUACCUACCCCAAAAGUGUUCACAAGCAGCAGCAGCUACAGCACCAGGAGUUCCAGAGACAGAUGGAGGAGAAGUUGGAGCUGCUUCAGAGACAGCAGCCGUUCCCCCCUGCAGACGUGGGCCUAGGGUUGGCCCCAGACAGCGACUAUCUGGAGGUGGCCCGCGCUCGCUCCGAAUGCUCAGACCACAGCAGCCCAAAUGUCACCCCCCGCGCCUCCAACCACUCCAACCUGUCUGUGUCUGAGCUGGGAAGCUCUGCCAAUGAGCACGAAGAUGCAGAGGAGGACUCCAAUAUUGUCAGAGUGGGCAACAUAACUUUUCGUCCCAAAGAGGUCUUGGGUCACGGUGCUGAGGGCACCAUUGUGUACAAGGGGCAGUUUGACAACCGUGCAGUGGCAGUGAAGAGAAUUCUCCCAGAGUGCUUCAGCUUUGCAGACCGGGAAGUCCAGCUGCUGAGGGAGUCAGACGAGCACCCAAAUGUCAUCCGCUACUUCUGCACCGAAAGAGACCGUCAGUUCCAGUACAUUGCCAUUGAGCUGUGUGCUGCCUCACUUCAGGAGGUAAUAAAUGCCUCAAUAGAUCACUAUGUUGAGAGGAAGGAUUUCGACCGUCAUGGACUCGAGCCAGUUAUGCUUCUUCAGCAGACCAUGUCAGGACUGGCCCAUCUGCACUCUCUCAACAUAGUUCACAGAGACCUGAAACCUCACAACAUCCUGGUGUCCAUGCCCAAUGCCCACGGUCGGGUCCGGGCCAUGAUUUCGGACUUUGGCUUGUGUAAGAAGCUGGCAGUGGGCCGCCACAGUUUCAGUAGAAGGUCUGGGGUGCCUGGCACUGAGGGCUGGAUUGCCCCUGAGGUUCUCAGCGAGGACUGCAAAGACAACCCGACCUGCGCCGUUGAUAUCUUCUCUGCUGGUUGUGUGUUCUACUACGUGGUGUCUCAGGGAAGCCACCCCUAUGGCAAGUCUCUGCAGAGGCAAGCAAACAUCCUACUGGGCACAUACAGCCUUGACUAUCUGCAAACUGACAAACAUGAGGCCAUUGUAGCCAGAGAUCUAAUAGAGCAGAUGUUGAGCAUGGAACCCCAUAAGAGGCCUUCAGCUGAGAGCAUUCUCAAACACCCUUUCUUCUGGAGUCUGGAGAAGGAGCUGCAGUUCUUUCAGGAUGUGAGCGACAGAAUAGAAAAGGAACCGCUGGACGGACCAAUCGUGAGGCAGCUGGAGAGAGGCGGGAGGGCUGUUGUCAAGGGGGACUGGAGAGAGCAUAUCACAGUGCCACUGCAGACGGAUCUCAGAAAAUUUCGCUCCUAUAAGGGUGGGUCAGCCAGAGACCUGCUGCGUGCAAUGAGAAAUAAGAAACAUCAUUACCGAGAGUUGCCUGCUGAGGUUCAGGACACUCUGGGCUCCAUCCCUGAUGACUUUGUGUCCUACUUUACCUCCCGCUUCCCCCACCUGCUAAUGCACACAUACCUGGCCAUGCGGACCUGUGCAUCUGAGAGACUAUUCCUGCCUUACUACUCUACUGCAGAGCAGUUUGCAAAAACACAGGCCCAGUACACCGUACACCUCGGGCCACAAAGACCAAAUGAGCCAUGCACUCAAAACCUGCCAACACACACAUCAUCACCUGAGGAACCUACACACUCACAGCCGGUGCAGGUGUCUGACAUAACACCUGUUGAAUCGGUGCCCUCUACAUCACCAGAUGAGCCUGUAUCUGCACAUUUGCCAGUUCAGACAGUGCCGCCAACAGCGCCAGCACUGUCCACACAGACUGACUUGCACAGUCAAACAGUGAACCCCACAUUUGCUUCUGAAUCGCCUACAGAUCCUCUCAGGAAAAAAGAAUCCAGUCAGUGUGAGAUGCACACACCGCCAGGUCCUUCAACACUGGAUAGUGAACCAGUGUGAACUGAACCAGAGUCAGGUGGACCCAGCACAGAUGGGAGCAUUGCCUUAAAGAGUGGCACAAAGUGGGCUGCACCGUGAGCUGGUGAGGACCAGGCCUGCAGUGCCUGGGAUCCACUGCUCGCUGCAGCUGCACCCUAAACUAAGUGCCUUCUGCUCACAUGGGUUCAAAUGUUCCCCAACAGAGCCGUCCACAAGUCUGUCUCUGCCUAGAGGAAGUCAGAUAACCAACAUGGUGUUGUUGGACAUUAUCUUGUAGCUGGACUGAGCAAAGAGAAUUUUUUUUAUUUUAUAACGGCAUGUCCAAAAAAAAGUGUUUGUCCCAAAAAUAUCUGGCCUCUAUUGUGGGGGGAAAACGUGUCUGGAUGUUGUUGUUGGGUAGUUUUUAUAGUGCAAUGUUGUAUUUCUGAGUGAGCCUGUUCACUGCACAAAUACUGUAGAUACUUUUUUGUAUAGACUGAUUCAGAAUUUGGAUCAUUGAUGAUAAAUCAUUUAAUGUGGCCCAUGUGCCUUUUUUAACUAUCACUGUGCUGUAUGGGUACAAAUCUUUCAAAUUGACUAUGCUAAAUGUGCUUGAUUCCCGUUAAUGCUGCUAGACUGCUUCUCUUGUCAAUCACGUUUUGCUGACUCCGUAAGAGUGGACUGUUCCAAAGGGUGUUCAGGGUGGCACCUGAAUACAGUCGGUAAUUUUAUUCUCAAGUGAUUAUGUAGUCAAAUAUGAAUUUAGAGGUCAGGCUGCAGAACUUGCGUAUCAUAACUUUUCAAGGGUGUCAAAGUGAAAUUAAUGACUUGCACAAUAAAUUCUAUUUUUUUUUUUUUAUACUAAGAUUUUGCUUGUUGAUCUUGCUGCUAACUACAGUCGGUGCCUAACGGAAGCUAUUUAUAUUUAACAAAUAUUUUUAUUUAAAGGUGCACCAAGCUGGUAUAUUGGUAUGCAUUGAAUCCUUUGGAUUAGCUAUUUCUACGGUUGACGUUGGUUGGAGUAGCCUACAGUUUAACCUUUCUCUAUCUGAUGUUGAAAGCAAAAUAAGGAAUUUUACUAUAAGCAAAUGAAGGUCUCUGCGAAAAGGACCAGCAUAGUAAAACAGAGCUGUACAGAGCCAGUGUGUGAGUCACUGCAUUCUCUUCAAGUCACUGAUAUAAAUGUUAAUAUAUCAGACUUGCAUAUCAGGAUGUAAACCGAUGAAUACAAAUAAACCAAAAUGCAAUUUAGCCAGAAAGUAA